GGGCGGGCGGCAGCGGCGGUAGUUGUGUGGAACCGCCAUGGCCCGCAAGAAGAAGAAGAAGAAGGGUCCGGCCGGCCGUGAGGGGAGGCUGGUGGUGACUUUCGACGAGGAGAGGCGGAGGGAGUACCUGACCGGCUUCCACAAGCGGAAGGUGGAGCGAAGGAAGGCGGCGCUGGAGGAGAUCAAGAGGAAGCUGAAGGAGGAGCAGAGGAAGAUGAAGGAGGAGCGGCACCAGGAGUACCUGAAGAUGCUGAGCGAGAGGGAAGAGGCGCUCGAUGAGGCUGAUGAACUGGAGCACUUGGUGACGUCACGGACAGAGUCUGUGAACAUCGACCACCCAAACCACAUUGUAACGGUGACCACCAUCAGUGACCUGGACCUCUCAGGGGCACGCCAGCUGGGACUGACCAACCCUGUGGGAAAAAGUGAUGGAUCAGAAGAAGAGAAAGGGGAAGAGGUGGUGAACAAGCCUGUAAAAGCAAUGCCCAAGAAGUCCAGAAACCCCUUCCUAUCUGAAAAGAUCUCUUCUCUUACUGCCACGCUGCACAUGCACAGCCGGAAAAAGACGAAAGGGAAGAGACCCCAACGUGGGCAAGGCCCACGCAAGAAAAUCCAGAAAUCCAGCACGGGGCGAACCACUAAGACUCAGCGACGGCGGCUGACAGGCAAAAUGGGCCGUGACCAAGAUUAACAGAGAAACUAGUGCUCAGACCAGCAGCUGGAACAGUGCUCCACAUCUGGCCUGCUGCUGUUCGGGGCCCCUUCAUUGUGUGCAAGGGCCUUGUUUACUUGGCGCUCUGACCAGCAGUGAGUCCAGUUCAGCCUUUCACCUCCUGAGCACUGGCCAGGGUGACUAGAUGCUCCACCCAUUUAUUUCUGCAGUGAUCUCCAGCUAAGUGGCUGGGUGCCACGGAGUCUCUAAAAGCUUCUGCUGCGGGUCCUGUUCUCUGUUUUGCAUAAUCCUUCUGUCCUUGGGCCUCCCCUUCCAGAGCUGAUACUUGGCUUUAUCAAAGGAGAGGAUCUGGGGUGGAGUGCAACAGGCACAUGGUCAGGGCAAUUUAUGAGACUUGGAAGAGCUCUGCUUCCACUCGUGCAUCAAUGCCCUGGUAUUUCUGCUGUGCAGUAAAUCCUUUUUCCAUGGAGACAUGGUGUCCUCUAGUCUCAUGUGUUUCUUCUCCAGUGCCACACCUGAACGCAGGGGUACUUUUUGUUUGGUACCUGUGCCAAGUGAAAUUUGGUAACUGUGAAUAAAUCUUUAUGAAGUCA
This is a messenger RNA of Harpia harpyja (harpy eagle), 1266 nucleotides long. RefSeq names its product nucleolar protein 12 (gene NOL12). The record is from RefSeq and is a predicted model, not a curated record. Gene Ontology annotation, cellular component: nucleolus. NCBI's taxonomy places the organism in Eukaryota, Metazoa, Chordata, Aves, Accipitriformes, Accipitridae. The coding region runs from base 38 to 691 and encodes 217 amino acids. The transcript has 6 exons. Gene Ontology annotation, molecular function: RNA binding.